Messenger RNA from Austrofundulus limnaeus, 203 nucleotides. RefSeq names its product T-complex-associated testis-expressed protein 1. Gene Ontology annotation, molecular function: small GTPase binding; GTPase activator activity. The record is from RefSeq and is a predicted model, not a curated record. Gene Ontology annotation, cellular component: nucleus; cytosol; perinuclear region of cytoplasm. Gene Ontology annotation, biological process: activation of GTPase activity; nucleocytoplasmic transport. NCBI's taxonomy places the organism in Eukaryota, Metazoa, Chordata, Actinopteri, Cyprinodontiformes, Rivulidae.
AGGUUGGAGGAAAACGUUUGGCAGAGGCGAUGUCUCACAACACAACUCUAACAGAACUCAACGUCGGCCUGACAGACGUCGGCGAGCUGAACGCAGCCUUCAUUGACCAGGUGGUGAGCUCCAACCUGGCUUCAGGAAACAAAACAACAGGAUAACAGAGGGAGAAGGAGUAAAACACCUUUAAUAUAAAACUAUUAAAACAG